This is a messenger RNA of Aureobasidium pullulans EXF-150, 1719 nucleotides long. RefSeq lists its product as uncharacterized. The transcript has a single exon. The record is from RefSeq and is a predicted model, not a curated record. The coding region runs from base 200 to 1321 and encodes 373 amino acids. NCBI's taxonomy places the organism in Eukaryota, Fungi, Ascomycota, Dothideomycetes, Dothideales, Saccotheciaceae. Gene Ontology annotation, cellular component: fungal-type vacuole.
ACCAAACCUGCAAAUCUGCUGCAUCUCGCCCUCUACCUGCAUUGAACUUGCGUCACUCACUCGCUAUCGAUACGCUCAUUCGUCUCAAACACUUCUUACGCCUUGUGAUUACCCAGACCAGGAGGACAUAUUUUCAUCGCCCGUCGCGAAGGGGCUUCACAUAUCGGGGUAAACAUUCGCCCACAGACCGACGCACAAUAUGAGGAGGAACAACAUCUUGCUGGCCUUCGCCGCCGGCGCUGUCCUGGUUGCCGCUCAGAACACGGAUCAGACAACAGCCGCCGCUACUACAGGAGCGUCAUCGGCUGCUUCGACUGCAGCCCCUUCAACAGACAAAUUGACUGGAGUGUCAUCUUUCGUCAAGUCCAGCAGCAGCAGCGCUGCCGCAUCGUCGACCGCAGACUCUUCCAAGGCCUCCUCGUCGGCCGCCUCGAAAACUUCUGGCGCCGCUUCCAAUACCGUCUCGCAUGCCACCGACCUCCCCACUCUCGCUGGUGCCACCGUCCCUGACAUGGUCAUCCCUUUCACCGCCGAUGCUCCCUUUAUGCAAAGAUCAAAAGCCCCCGAAGGCACCAUCUUCAUCGCUGUAGGUGCCUGUCUGGCUUUCCUGGGUGCUUGUGUGCUCGCAUGGCGUGCCAUGGUUGCUUGGAGUAUCGACCGCUCUGUCAAGCGUGCCGCUAUGGCAAGUGUCAUGGCCUCGGAUGCGAAGACAAAAUACGGCCCUGGUGGCAAUCUUUACGCCAUGCCUCAAGGCUCGUCUCUGUCUCUCGACGCUCUCACCUCAGCAGGCAAGCCUCUGUCUUCCGCAGGACCCAAGAAGGAAAAUCGCAAGAGUGCGCAACCCACGGCCGAUCCUUCUUCACUCUUCUUCUCGCCUACCGCCGGUCAACGCAACUCAGCAUACAUGCCUGUCAACCAGAACCGUAGCUCCACCUACCUGCCUGCAGGAUACUACGCCACCCCUGGUGCUCAAGCAGCUGGCGGACGCGAUUCUAUGGUCCUGGGAGGUGCACCAAGUCUCCAGCCUACCGUCAACCGCUACUCUCGUGCCGAGUAUUCUCCACCAUCUAGCCGUGACGGUUCUCGCCCUCGUAGCAGUGUCAACCCUCAUCAACAUCAACGAACUGGCUCCAACGCAUUGCUUAGCCCCACCCACCCUCUGUAUGCUCAACCCAGCACAAGCAGCUUAGCUGUCGGCAUUGGUGCUCAGCCAGAUGAUGGCAGCAAUGUCAGCAGCAACCUGCCCGGACAACGUGCUCCCAGCGCCUACUUUGAUGAUGUUCUCCAUGAGCAUGGUAACGGUCCUCGUGAACGCUACUAAACAUCCAACACGGAUCCCUCCAUUGUUAAGCGCGUCUCGACGCACCAUGGCGUACUCUUUUUAAUCAUCUCUGUUCUCUGUUUUCACUUUCACGAAUCUCUUUUUUCUCAUCUUCGAAAUGUACAUAUGGGAAGGUCAUGUCUUGCAUUUGGUUCUAGAUUCAAUUUCUGUGCAUCGGAAAGUCGAGGGGUUCAAACUCGGCAAGGAACGCAUAGCUUAAUAUUAUCUCCUUUCUUUCAUGACAUUCUGACUUUUCGAGGUUUCCUUGUGAUUAAAGAGUUUCGUCUGGCCCCCGAAUACAAGUUCAGAUGUCAAUGAGGUGUACCCGUGUAAGUGUUUAACAUGCGAGAAAGCAGGUAUCACUAAUUGCCAAAGGGAAAAGUCAUAAAGAUAUUGGA